Orbicella faveolata is the source of this 1670-nucleotide messenger RNA. Its product is annotated as homeobox protein EMX1-like. Gene Ontology annotation, molecular function: RNA polymerase II cis-regulatory region sequence-specific DNA binding; DNA-binding transcription factor activity, RNA polymerase II-specific. NCBI's taxonomy places the organism in Eukaryota, Metazoa, Cnidaria, Anthozoa, Scleractinia, Merulinidae. The record is from RefSeq and is a predicted model, not a curated record. Gene Ontology annotation, cellular component: nucleus. Gene Ontology annotation, biological process: regulation of transcription by RNA polymerase II.
UUUUCGCUGCUUAUACUUUUAAUUAGUUCCAAGUCAUUAAUUGAAAAUGGGAACAAUGUAUUGUAAUAAUAAUUAAAUUGUAAGCUAUAUAAUUGGAUUGCUUCUAAGGAGAAGUCACUCUUUUUUGCAUCUGAACUCGGGUGGAGCGCACCUCGCACAGCUAAAGAAAACGUUAAAUCUUAAUUUCAAAGAUGCACGCUUACGAAGGUUCGCAAUCUUCGUUUCUUAACUCCAUGUACAGACCCAACUCGGCCCUUCAGCCUUCAACCCAGCAAACGUAUUCAGGGUACAAAUCUCAAACAGAUUACCCGAUGGCUGUACGCUUCGACUCGCAUCCACUCCACAGUCUGUCCGCCUACAAUUCAGGUUCCUUCUCAUUCUACCCCUGUGCAUCAAGUCAUCGAUAUGUGCACGACCUGAACUGCAGCUACACCGCCGGGUCUCUACAUAGCGGGUUUGUAGCCUGCCGCAGGCCAAAGAGGAUCAGAACAGCUUUUACUCCGACACAACUUCUUCACUUGGAAAACGCGUUUGAUAAGAACCAUUACAUCGUCGGAACAGAGCGCAAACAACUGGCCUCGUUCUUAAAUCUCUCCGAGACACAAAUAAAGGUCUGGUUUCAGAAUCGAAGGACCAAGUGGAAGCGACAGCAAGCGGAGGAAAAAGCUUCAUCGCAAGCAAAAAGCUCUGGAAUAAGCGUCAGCGAAUGCCACGGGUUAAGCAGUGGACAGAUUCAGAAAGAAGAAAACGACCAUUUGGUGUGAUCUUAUGUUAUGUUCGUUGUACAAUGCUUCUUUAAAUUACAAUUAUAACAGAAGAUCUAAGCCAAAGGUAAUACCCACUUUUGUAUGCAACAUGUUCGAUUUGACACUAGUUAAGUGCUCAAGUUUUGCCGAACACAAUCGCUUGUUUCUGGAACAAUCGAUGCUCCGCCUUAAAAAUCAAAGAACAAUAUCAAAAUCUCCCAGGAUUGUGUGAAGGAACAGCUCUCUUUUAAGAAACUAAAUCUACUCUUGUAUGUACCAGAACGGAGGAAUUGACAGUGCCAGGGUCAAAAUUUAUUCCUUAUUCCCCUGUACAGUUUUCGAUACAUUCUAAGUUCUUGGAUUUCGGUGAAACAUUAAGACAAAAAUUGAUGAUUUUUUAUUGCUCUCAUCACAUUUUUGCUUGACACUGUCUGGAUAUUCUAAGGAGAAAUAAGAUGUUUAUCACUCUUUAGAAUUAACGAAGACAAGGUUAAACAUAUAUAUAUAUUUUUCGGUUUCUUCCUGUUGAGUUGAAUGGUGUGAGAAUAUAACUAAAGGUUUUUGGCCAACAUUGCACUAACGAUGCGAACAAUACACUUUCUGUAUACGGGCGUCAAUGUAUCAUUUCCUUCAAAAUUACAACUUUAUAUAUAGAUAAGAACCCAGAAUAGAGGAAGCACUUUGAGAUAACAGCUUAAGCUAACUUUAAACGAAUUAUGAUAAGGUGUACAAAUGCAAAAAAAGACCUGUAAAAACUGAUAUUAUAUAUAAUGGUACGCGAUUGUCUGAAGUUGUAUUGUACAAAUAAUAGAUUUUCAAAGUAUCCACUGUAAUAUAUACUUGUAUUUGCUUGCCAGCUUCGAGGGCUGUAAAUUUACAAAGCUUUGCUGGAAAAAAUGAGGAAAUAAAGAUUUUGCAAACGUA